Aspergillus bombycis is the source of this 735-nucleotide messenger RNA. RefSeq names its product putative cyanamide hydratase. NCBI's taxonomy places the organism in Eukaryota, Fungi, Ascomycota, Eurotiomycetes, Eurotiales, Aspergillaceae. The transcript is spliced from 2 exons. The record is from RefSeq and is a predicted model, not a curated record. Bases 1 to 735 code for a protein of 244 amino acids.
AUGUGCCACCAGGAAACCGCAGCAAACGGCUGGACUAGCACGCCGGCUAAUGCGGGCGCCAUCUUCGGUGACCAGCCUUUUAUCAAUAAGCCGGAGCCUCUAUCUCUCAGUGACAUCCAAUUCCCAUUUGAUGAUCCCACAGUCGCAAAGACUCUGAAAUAUGCAAAGGAAACCCUGCAUCCCGAAACCUUCAACCAUUCGAUGAGGGUUUACUUCUAUGGAAUGGCCAUUACCAAACAGCAGUUCCCCGAGCAAGCCGCUGCUCUUAACCCCGUGACUUGGGCUCUGACAUGCCUACUGCAUGAUCUCGGUACGGCUGAGGAAAACCUGACCGCAACCCGCAUGUCCUUCGAUAUCUAUGGGGGCAUCAAAGCCCUCUACAUCCUCAAAGAUUUCGGUGCGACGACGGAUCAGGCCGAGGCAGCUGCUGAGGCAAUCAUCCGACACGAAGAUAUGGGAGUCGAUGGGACGAUCACCUACAUUGGUCAACUCAUCCAGCUGGCCACGACAUACGACAAUACCGGUUUCCAUCCGCACGUCAAGAAUUUCGGUGAACUGAUUCACGAGAUCACUCGCACUCAGAUCAACGAGGCGUAUCCGCGCAUCAAGUGGUGCGCAUUCUUCUCUAGCGUCAUUCGCAAGGAGGAGAAGAUCAAGCCCUGGUGCCAUUCCACCCAUCUUGUGAACUUUGACCAGGAGAUCGAGGCCAACACUCUCAUGAGGCAGUGGGAGUGA